Messenger RNA from Lytechinus pictus (painted urchin), 2684 nucleotides. RefSeq lists its product as uncharacterized. Bases 68 to 1126 code for a protein of 352 amino acids. The record is from RefSeq and is a predicted model, not a curated record. The transcript has 8 exons. Gene Ontology annotation, molecular function: protein binding. NCBI's taxonomy places the organism in Eukaryota, Metazoa, Echinodermata, Echinoidea, Temnopleuroida, Toxopneustidae.
GUCUUAUUUUCAGGCACAACUAGCAAGAUUUUUUCGGAAGUGCCGCGACAUCUAAGAGAGCUAGAAAAUGCCUUUCAAAAUUGAAAUACAACCCCUUUGGAAUCUUCAAGUGAAGGAAAGCUUCAACACACUCCUGGUCGGGCGUACGUUUAGACACAGCAACACUAGUCUACUACUUGGAUCUGAAGAUGGUGUCGUCAGAAUGUACCACAUGAAUUCCUUACAUUCUGCAGGAAUCACUACUUCAAAGCCCAAUUUGAUCCUGGAGACGAAAGGAGGACCUAUACAAGCAAUGCACAUCCACAACAUUGCCAAUUUUGGAUCGUUGGAGCUGAUCACGGCAGACUCGCGAGGAAUGAUCACCAUUUUCAGCAAGCAGCAGAUCCUUGACAGGAGGAGUGUAUCGAACCAUGGUCUGAACAGCUUACAGGUGGACAAAGAUGCCGCUGGUAAUAUAGAGAUUGUUGCAGGAGAUGUAGAGGGACAAGUGCAUUCAGUUCUGCCCUUCUCAAAUCUUUGGAAACUUAGACUUCCACAAACCAACAACAGAUCUCCAAAAGAUAAGCAACAGUCGUCUGAAGGGGUAGGUCAGCUUCUAGCAGCGAGGCUAUACAGUAGUACUUCUGGCAUUGCUACAAACUACAUUCUUGCUUCGGAUAGGGCAAAGAAUCUUCACUUUAUUCAACAGGGUGCUCUCGUACUUAGUUUACCAACGGGUACCUGUGUUAAAGCUAUGUGCAGUGGUCAUUUCAUGUCCCUCCCAGAUGAAACUGACAUCCCCGAGAUGAAGAAUGGAAUAGACUAUCAAGUCGCUCUGGGUGGAGAGGAUGGAACAAUAUCUAUCAUGUCAAAUUUCAAGUUAUCCGAGCUGCAGUAUGCUAAUGUGCAUUUACCAAUCACCCAGAUGCUACGUCUUCCCUCAGUUCAGAACGAUGGAAAGGACUCCCUCUUGUGUUCAGGGCAUUUUAACUCUGUUUUCCUCUAUCAUUCAGCAGUUUGCCUUGCCAAAUACCAGACAUCUGACUGGGUGAUAGCCAUGUCUCUCUCAGAGGUUGAUAAGGAAGGAAAACAAGAAGUCGUGAUUGGUUGCAGAGACAAACAGAUUACAGCUAUUAAGGUCACAUGAUGCAAAAGCAGCAUUGUGAUUGGCCAGGGUGAUUGCAGUCAAGUCCCAGGGCCCAGAGAAGUUGAAUGUUGAGACAUUUUUGGUAAUCGGUUGGAGAGACAAAAAGAUUACAGCUUUCAAGGUUACAUGAUGCAGGAGCAACAUUGUGAUUGGCUAGGAUAAUUGUAAUCAAGCCAUUUGGCCAAGAGAUGUUGGAUAUUAAGACAGAGGCCUUGGGACUGAGGUCUAUUUGCUGCACCACCAUUGACUGUAAAGGUGUGAAGUGCCAAAGCAAUACCAUUAGGUCUGGAUGUUGAGACUACAGGACUGAGAAUCAAAGAUGGUUGUGGAAUGUUCUGGUUUGGACUGAGCUAAAAUCUGGUGAUUAAUGAGGAAGUACCACUCAGUACUCACGUACAGGAUUGUUAGAGCAGCGAGGUCUGAAAUGUUAAAACCAAGUGAAUGAUUACAGCAGGCAAAUUAUUGUGACAGAAAGUCUUUAAAAUCAUGGUUACUCAAACAUCAUAGAUGUAGGUCUAUCAAGUUCUGACAUGGUAAAAUGUAAACCAAUCACCAUGAAUGACUCUAGACCAAAAUGCAUGUACACUGAAAAAUCACCUGGGCACAUUAAUACAUUACCGUAAUAUUAAUUGCCUGGUAAAGACCCAUCUAUCUGACGGCAUGCCAUUCAUUCUUAUUUGCUAAUUACUUGGUAAUUGGAACUUCUGAAGAUUUCCAUGUUGUGGAAGGAAAGGGAAGUGGUUUCAUUGUACACCGUGCAACUUUCAUUAGCAUAUGUUGGUCCUGAAAAGGACCACCCAAACUCUGUCUUUCGACAAGUGUGUUCUUGUCGUCUUCAGGAGAAUGAGCAAAAAGUUGUAAAAGCAUGCUAUAUAUGUACUCUGUAAGGGUGCCGUAUGCACGUUGCAUUGCCAGGUACAUGGCUUUGAUCGAGCUGUGCAUUAAUCUUGAUGAAAAUCAUUUGUCCAUUUAUCCAAAGGGGUACAGAAAACCAUCUUUUGGGCAAGAAAGUUGGGAUUUAACCCCAAAACAUAUUUUUCAUAAUGAUAUAGUUUUGUACUUGAAAUUGUUAGGGUGGCAUGUGGGAUUUGAUAUAGUUUCUUACUCCGGAAUGUCGAUGGGAGAGUUUAUUUAGACUUUGCAGUAGCUAAUAAAAAAAUGUGGUGUAAUCAGAUUCUGCCUGGAAUGGACUGAGGAUCCUAUUUCAUUAAACUUCUUUUCAAUGUCAAUUUACAAAGUACUAUUAUGAGAUAUUGGAAUUGUGUAAUUUGAUUGACUAAGAGUGAAUUUGUUUCCAAAACAUUGGCAUUAUUUAUUAGCACAUUUGAUGAAUCAGUGCCUUAAAUUAAUUUUGUCAAGUUCUCUCCUGUUCUAGCACAUUUUCUGAUGACUUCACUGUUCAAUAAAACUAUGAUAUUGAAAAAAAUCAUUUGAAGGAGUAUAUUUAAUGUUAACAUUGGAUUUUGAUGUUAUUUUUCAGGGUAGGAUCUCUUGUGAAUGUACAUCAUUUCCACUGAUAAUCUAAACAUAUAAGAUCAAAUAAAUCUGAAUAAAACUA